GAACUAAACCUGCUUAUUUAAUUUAAAUGAAAAAAUCUGAUGUAUUUAAAUCCAUUUUUAUCUAAGCAAAUUCCAUGCAUGCUGUGAAGGUGUGCUGCUGUGGGAAAUGCUAUCUUUCUGCUUAAUGCCCAGUGUCAGUGGAAGCCUAGAGGUCUUCAUAUGCUGCUUUGGGGUGUUAAAAUGGCAUCCAUCAGCAUUGGCCAGAUACAUUAUUUAUGUAGCAAUCACGUAAGACUGGGUUUUAGUAGCUCUGAAGAAUUAAAUUUGGAAGCAGUGGUAGGACUCUUGCUUUGGAAGCUGGCAGAGCUGAUCUUUUCCUGUAGGGAGAAGAACAUGGGCUCUCUUGCUCUGGGGCAACUCCCAGUGACUGUGUGCUCCAACUGCAGGAGGAUUUCUGUGUGAACAGCUGCUCAGAUUUACUGGGUGGGAGAUCAUGUGAAUUGUCACAAGAUUAUGAAGUGCCUGCAGGGCUGCUCUGCUUUAAGGAGUGUAGAGAGGUUCCUUUUUGCCAGGAUUUUGGUGGGGGUUUCUGGCCUGUACUAUAAAAUGAAUCCCUUCAUAUCCCGGAGCAGCUGUUCUAUCCUCGUUCUGUAUACAUUUGUCUAAAUUUCUAUGGUACUGCACAUUUUGCAUACAAGUAAUUGACUGAAUUAAUCUUUACAAGCCAAAUUCUUCUUUAAUAGAGAUGCACACAAUUUCUGUUCAACUUGGGGAGGGGAUGAGGGGAGUAGCAUUUCUGAUUUGUGUGUCUGACAGCAGUGUUUGGCCUCUGGUGUUUAUCAGUCAGCUGUUACGUACACAGCUUUUCUUAUGUGAAGCUAACUUUUUUUGGCAUUUGAAUGCAUUUGACAGAUUAGUAACCAGUAUAUUUUGUUUUCUCUCAAAGCCGGAAGAGGACCAGAAGCUGAUUUAUUCUGGGAAGCUGCUGCUUGACCACCUUUAUUUGAGAGAUGUGCUGCCCCAGCAGGAGACGUUUCAUGCUCUUCAUCUGGUGUACCAUUCAAAGAAUCUGUCAAAAAUGAAAGAGACCAACGCGCAGAUUGACGAAACCAAUCAACAGCCAAAGACUGUUUCAGGACCUGGUCAAGAUCCUUCUGUAGUUUCUUCAAGUGAUGGCUUGAGACAAAGGGAGACUUCCUGCAACCAGCUUUCUACAGGGGAAGCCAACACUAGGGUUGAAGCUGCCCAGCAUCCCCAUGGUGUGGCUCCUGGGUACUCUGCAUAUACCACCUACAACAUACUACAGAUGUCCUGGUUUCAGCAGAUUUAUGCAAGACAGUACUACAUGCAAUACUUGGCUGCUGUUUCUGCUGAUACAUCACCUACACAAAGGUCACAAGAGAUACCAGUGGCACCAGUUGCAGCUCCAGCCCCACUUCCAGAUGCCUUUCCUGCACAAAACCUGCCUGGAAACCAUAAUGCCCCUCCUCAGCUUAAUGCAGGGGCCAAUCAGAAUUUGCAAAUGAAUGCCCAGGGGGGUCCUCUCAUGGAAGAGGAGGAGGAGAUGAAUCGAGAUUGGUUGGACUGGCUUUAUUCGGCAACCCUGUUCUUCGUUUUUGUCAACAUUAUCUACUUCUACUCCAGCCUCAGCAGGUUCCUCAUGGUUAUGGGCGGCACAGUUCUGAUGUACCUGCACCAUGCUGGAUGGUUUCCAUUUAGACGACAGCCAGUUCACCCUCUUCCAAACAAUGUUCUUCCCCAAGCUGCGAUCAACCAGGACCAAAACAAUAACUUACAGGAGGAAAAUGUAGGUGGAGAAGCUGAACCUGAGGCUGUUUCUGAUGAAGGAAGAGCUUUACCAGAAAAUCAGCAGGAGAGUCCUUCAUUUAUGAACACAGCCUGGCUUUUCUUCAAGACUUUCUUUGCAUCGCUCCUGCCAGAAGGGCCUCCAGCCGUGGCCAACUAACUGAUUUUGAUAUCGACGUACUAGCCCGUCUGUAACUCCAGCAGAUUACUCUUCUGUAUACCUGACUAGUCUGGACACCAACUCCAAAGUUAAAAUGACAAGUAUCACUGGGAUUUCCCAUCUUAUAGCAACUAAGCAACCUAAAAACUGCAAGAAGCCUUAAACCUUUACAGCAUAUAGACUAAAAUGUACUGUGCUUUCCAUGUCUUCAUUCCAAAGAACUUCAGUGUGCUGUAUAGCAAGCAUUAAAUUAGAGGGCCUAGCAUUGUACAGCAGUGCCCUAAAUGCACAGACAGUAAGCAGGUGUGUCGGAGAUGUAAGAGAAGCAGAUUGCUUCUACCAAUGCUAUUUGAUUCCUGUUGGAAUGUUUCAAAUGCUGUUUAAAUUACACUGAGUGUAGUAUCUCAUAUAUAAAACAAGGAACUGCUGUUAAGUAUUGGCAGACUUUUCUAGGGGAGGUUUACCCUUAAAUUGCUUAAAGGAAUGCAAUGCUUAAUCGUAACAGAAAAUGAAGACAAAUCAUGUUUUCGCUGUAAAUUUCCUAUGGAGGACAUACUGUGUAAUACAGUAACUACCUACUUUGUCAGAAAGUGAAAGCUAAUCACAGCCUUUGAUAAACAAGUACACCAAAUGGAUCAGCUGAGUUACAGGGUGAAUUUCAAGUUGUCAAAAUCAGGUGUCUUUUAAAACCAUUUAAAGGUUCCUUUUCUGGCUUGUAAAUCCCAAAGCUUCAUUCAUCUAGAACUUAGUUGCGCUGUGCAUCUUGUAACCGCUUCCAGGAUGCUCCAUGUAAGUCGCCUAGAGGUUCUCUAUUCAAUCCAUGCGAUUUUCUGUAAUGUUAGAAAGACCAGUGCCAACUUUUUUUUUUUUGCUGUCAACUUAAACUUAGAAGGGCCUGUUACCUUUUGUCAGCUAGAACUUUCUGAAUCCCAGACGUUCAUGACAAAUGGCUACGUUCCUUUUGAGAUGUACAGAAAAGCGUCAACUAGGCUUUUGCAUCCCAGCAAGCACAAGAUUGCUCCGGAACAACUUUCACUGUACUCAUUUCGUUCCUUCCUGGUGUUCCCUUGAACACCUAAUAUUGUCAAGGGCUUUGUUUUCGAAAACAAUCAGUUGUGUGCAGACUUGACCACAAUCAGAAAAUUGCCCUGUGCAAAUAGAUGGUAUGCACCUAACUUGCUGUCUGCACACCCAGUCACUAAUUGCACGUAUACAUGAACAGAGCCUUUGCACAUUGUAAAACUAGACUUACUCCUCAGCAGCCGAUAACUUUGUUGCCCAAUGUGCCUUGGAUAACUUUUCUUUGAACAAACAAAAGAAGUUGAAGUUACAAUGGUCAGACAACUUGUAGCUGCUCCUAGUAGUUCUGUAGGCGUUCAGGAAGUUGGCCUAACAUAUGAGGCUCCUUUGACAUGUGCAUGGGUUUGCAAUGCAUUGUUUUAGCUCAGGGAUAAUGUUUUAUUGCGAAGUAAACAUCUGUUUUUUUUUUUUUGUUUUUUUUUCUGGGAUGUGGUAUGAAGAUUUUUGGGAUUAACAUCUCGUCAGUAAUGCUACUUGUAGAUGGCAAAACUGCAUUAUAAAGCUUUAAAGCAAAUGUCUUGCCAUGCUAAUGUGCAUGAACUUGUUCUGUACAGUUGACCAUGUAAUUACUUAAUCUGAAAUUCUUAAUCCUGUUCUUUCCACAUAUUACACCUACCCAUUAAACAUGGUUUAAUGUUUCAGUGUUUUAUCUACUGCA
Molecule: messenger RNA, 3644 nt
Organism: Trachemys scripta elegans
Lineage: Eukaryota; Metazoa; Chordata; Testudines; Emydidae
Gene: HERPUD1
Product: homocysteine inducible ER protein with ubiquitin like domain 1
Exons: 7
Coding region: 686-1906 (406 amino acids)
Biological process (GO): ubiquitin-dependent protein catabolic process; endoplasmic reticulum calcium ion homeostasis; endoplasmic reticulum unfolded protein response
Cellular component (GO): endoplasmic reticulum membrane
Molecular function (GO): transmembrane transporter binding
Source: RefSeq, a predicted model, not a curated record